ACUGUAAACAGCUGCAACACAGAUAAAGCUGCAGAAACCAAUGAAACCGAUAUCUCUCCGUCUCUCUCUCUCUCUCUCUCGGUCUCUCCGUCUCUCUCUCUCUCUCUCUCUCUCCGUGUCUCUCUCUCCGUCUCUCUCUCUCUCUCUCUCGGUCUCUCCGUCUCUCUCUCUCUCUCUCGGUCUCUCUCUCUCUCUCUCUCGGUCUCUCUCUCUCUCUCUCUCUCUCUCUCUCUCUCUCUGUCUCUCCGUCUCUCUCUCUCUUUCCGUCUCUCUCUGUCUGUCUGUCUGUCUCUCUGUCUGUCUCUCUGUCUGUCUGUCUGUCUGUCUGUCUGUCUCGCUCUCAAAGCUCAUAAAUUCCCCUAAACUCUACAGUUGUGUGUUUUGGCGCGCGCUGAUUUCUUCCUGAAGGUUCACUGCGCAUGUUCAGAGGAAUAACACCAUUUCUGAUUACAGGAAUAAACGCACCAAACUGAUUUCUCACUCUUACUAAAACUUUGUUGACUAUUAGAAACGGGGCUACAGUAGGAGUCCAUUUCUGUCCCUCAGGGUCCAAUCUCCACUGACCUGCUCCCUGGAGCUCAUUACUGGACCUCAAGGGUUUUAAACCCAAAUAUGCCACGCCCACCGUCAAGCGGAAGCCCGUGUCCGACCCGCUUCUCUCGGCUCCUCCCACCCCGCCCCGCCCGCUUCUGUGAGGCUCAUUGUUAUGCAAAUGAGCGCGUCUGAAAUAAUCUCGCGCGCGCAGCUUCGAGCGAGUCAGAGAUUGGUUGGGAAAGCGCUCGAGGAGAGAAGCGCACACACACACGGAGCACGCGCGGGGAGCGGAGACAGCGCUCGAGCCUCCGGGGGGAGAAAAACAACAACAACCUGCAGAGCAGGAAUGGAAGACUGGCCUGUGAGCUGAGCGGUGAAGAAGAAAACCCAGGAGUGCGUUUAAUUUUAAUUUUUUAAUAAACUGCAUCUACAUCACUGCUGCUGAGAUAUUUUUGUUUUGAAUAAAGAUAUCUGCCUUCUAAACCUGGUGCUGCUACCGAGACACCUGUGCGGAUCCUUUACGCAUUUGGAUUGUGGUUCCACUGGUGACGUUUUAUUUAAGGGAUAUAAUCACAUUUAUCUGCUCUUCCUCCAUCAUCAUCAUCAUCAUCAUCAUCCUGAUAAUCUCUGCUGUCCCUCCGCCUACGGUCAGGCUUCAUCUCCCGGUGCAGGGUGAUCCCCGAGCCCCAGGGUCGCACCAUGAGCCAGGCGGACGUGUCCACUUGCUCGGCACCGCAGCGGGUUUUCCAGGAGGCGGUGCGUCGAGGCAACACCAAGGAGCUGCACUCACUACUGCAGAACAUGAGCAGCUGUGAGUUCAACGUCAACUCGUUCGGACCUGAGGGUCAGACCGCGCUGCACCAGUCGGUCAUCGAUGGAAACCUGGAGCUCGUCAAGCUGCUGGUGAAGUUUGGGGCGGACAUCCGGCUCACCAACCGCGAGGGCUGGAGCGCACUGCACAUCGCCGCCUUCGGGGGACAUCAGGACAUCGUGCUGUACCUCAUCACCAAGGCCAAGUACUCCAACGGAGCACGGUGAUGCACGUGCAUCUCUCUCUCUCUCUCUCUCUCUCUCUCUCUCUCUCUCUCUCUCUCUCUCGCCAAAACUUCAGAGACUGCGGUUCAUGAUUUAUUUUUUCUUCUUCACCUAAAACCAAAUUAGUGUUGGGUUCAAACGGAUAAAAUCUCCUCUAACUCCUGAGUGAUCUGACCUGCAUGUGCAUUGGUACUAAAGCUUUUUAUAAAUCGCCCUGAUUGUGUCACAAACAUCAGAAAAUGACUCUUCUUCAUUCUGGUGAUUUUUUUUUUUUUUUUUUUGCUGGAUUGAUGGAUGACCGGUUGCUCCUCAUAAUCACAGUUCCUGAACUUUUUAAUGAUUUAAAAAUCAAAACACACACCCGAAUGGCACUUGAGGUUUUGCUGGAAAAAAAGGGAAUCUAUUUUUCAAGGUCAACACUGAGAACCUGAAAUGCCAUGAUGUGGUCAUGUGUUUGUUUGUUUGUUUGUUUUGUUUGUUUGUUUGUUGAUUUUCUUUGCAAUCAGUUAAAGCAUUUAAUUCUGAAUAAUAUUCAAAAAAUUAUAUCAAUAACAGCAAGUGAAAGUACUGUACACAAUAGCUUUACUUCUAAAUAAGAGAAGUCCAGUGCGUCCUGCAGUCACCUACAGCAGAUGCUAUAGAGGUGUGUGUGUGUGUGUGUUUAAAAAAAGAAAAGAAAGAAAGAAAAGAAAAAACUGCUGCUUUUCACGUCAGGAAAGUUGUGUUUGGAGUAGAUUUGAUCAUCUUCUCAGUAUUUUGUUUCCCUUCUCUUUAAUUUUAACAUCCUGGUCAUCACUGUGAAAUACAGGCUGGGGUUCUUAUUUAUGAAGGUACAUUGAUGAUGAUGAUGAUGAUGAUGAUGAUGGUCAUGAUGAUGCAUGUUUAUUGUUUUGGUUCUUGUUUAAAUCCGUGAUUAGAGAUUCGGGGGAAAUUAAGCUGCUUUGCGUUUUCAUCAGGCCCUCGAACACGUGUGUGUGUGUGUGUGUGUGUGGCACGCUGUAUCCUUUCUUUCUUUUCUUUUUGUUUUUUAAGUUGUAGUGUUCGUCUUUGCGUCCAUACACAUUGUGAUGUCACGAUGACAUCAGAACAGGUGUGUUAGAGCAACAGGACGGUAUUUAUCUCCAUAUUUAUCUCAAAACCUUCACACUUCCCCCCGGUGUGUGUUAUGGAUCUCUGCAUCAGCUACCUCGACUUUAAAGUAUUCAACCUUCUUUUUUAAAGCCUAGUGAUCCGUCUCUCAUAACCUUCAUCGUUCCCUUCAUUAAAAAAAAGGCUGUUCUCCACAAUUUUAUCCAUCACUCUGGAUCUUUUUCAUCAACCAAAAUUAAAUCAAAACCAUAAUGACUUAUUAUUAUUAUUAUUAUUAUUAUUAUUUGCAAGUCAGCUGAUCAUUCAACUUUGCGUGUCGCUUCUUUGUUUGUUUAGUUACAAAAAAGUGUCCUGAUUUUAUUAAAUGCAGGGAGUUUUUGUUGCACAUAAAAAAUCACGGAGCCUUCUUUUAGUUAUAUUAUUAUAAUUUUUUACAAUUGAUUUGAGUUUAUCUCACGCCCCCUGGUGCCUGUUCGGGUAACUGCAGGAUGAGAGAGAGAGAAUCACUACUGAGCACCACUCAACUCACAUACUGUUAGAGAGACUGUUGUGUGAUUUACUGCAGGGAUGAAAAAUCUUCAGAUUUAUAAAUAAGAAAAAAAUCACACAAGGAGCAGACCUGCGUUAGUGUCGGAGUUUCAGCCUGAUGUGUUUCAAUGCUGCUUUUAUUUACAUUUUUUGUUGUUUUUCUUUUAAGUCAACAGUAAGUGAAAGAGGAGGAAAUGUGGAGUUAUAGUUAUAGUGAUUUGCAUGAAGCCUCCUGAGAGAGAGAAAGUGUGUGUGUGUGUGUGUGUGUGUGUGUGUGUGUGUGUGUGUGUGUGUGUGUGUUGCAUGCAUACCACUGUUGAACUGGUUGUUGCUUGCCUGGCCCCGUUGAUAAGCCCUGGUUAGACUUAAGAACAUUUUUAAAGUAAAAAUAAAUGGAAUAAAACCUGGAGUAGGGUAACAUCAGAGUCCGAGGAGAUUUGAAUAAAAUAUAUGCAUUGCAUGUCUUAAACUUGAUAAACUUUUUUUUUUUUAAAGUUGCACUGAUGACUGUUCACUUGUUGGCUUUGUGUCAACAUUUAUUUUUUUCUAAAUAGAAAAAAGGAACAUGACAAAAAAAAGAAAAAGCUCCAGGUUGUUUUAUUGUCUGUUGUGUAUUUGUGUCCAUGUAUGUACACUCACUGGCCACUUUAUUAGGAACACCCAGCCAUUCCCCCUGCUGUUUUCUGCAGUUCUGUAAUCAGCCGAUCCCUCGACAGCAGCACAAUGCAACACGUCACGCAGAUACAAAUCAAGAGCUUCAGUUAAUGUUCACAAUGUUCAAACAUCAGAACGGGAAACACUGUGAUCUCAGUGUGACUUUCUCUCACUGUGGUUUUGGUUUGAUCCAGAUGGACUGGUUUGAGUAUUUCAGGAACUGCUGGUCUCCUGGGGUUUUCACACACAACAGUCUCUAGAGUUUACACAGAAUGGUGCAGAAAACAAAAACACUGAGUGAGUGAGCGACAGUUCUGUGGGUGGAAACAAACGCCUUGUUGAUAAGAAAGGGUCAGAGGGAAAUGGACAGAUUGGUUCGAGCUUUUUUGCCAGGAAGGAUAUAGUAACUCAUAUAAUCACUCUUUACUACUGUGGUGAGCAGAAAAGCAUCUCAGCAUGCAACAGCAGACAGAAGAACACACUGGGUUCCACUCCUGCAGCCAAGAACAGGGAUCUUAGAAUCAACAACACGUUCCUAUUAAAGUGGCCGGUGAGUGUGUGUGUAAAGAAAUGUAUCAGUCAAUCAAAUCCAGACGUGUUCUUUUCCGAAGUGCUCUCCCAGUAUGAUGGGAAUAGAGCAUACAUGUGAUGGUAAGAUCAUUAUACAAAAAAAAAAAAUGAACCAGUUGUUGAAUUGCACGGUGUUGUGUUUGAUUUUGCUCUGAUUUUUGUCAUAACAUUUAUGACAUGGAGAGCCGAAGCACAUGGUUUAGGUGAAAGUAAACUGAAUUUGAAUGAGUCUAUUUUGUUUUCUUUCUUUUUUCUUUUUUUAUGGACCAAGUUGUGUCUUGUGAACAAAUUUUGAGUGAUUUUAUUUUAUUUGUGUGUGUGUGUGUGUGUGUGUGUGUGUUUUGGACAUUUGUAACACUGUGAUUUGUCGUGUGCUCAGAUGACGGAGUGCUGUAAUAUGUUUUGUACGUUUGUGUACAAGCCAGUAAAAAGAAAAAUUAUUAAACCUUUAAAAAAGGUG
Messenger RNA from Neoarius graeffei (lesser salmon catfish), 4870 nucleotides. RefSeq names its product NOTCH regulated ankyrin repeat protein a (gene nrarpa). Gene Ontology annotation, molecular function: enzyme inhibitor activity; phosphatase regulator activity; protein binding. The record is from RefSeq and is a predicted model, not a curated record. Gene Ontology annotation, cellular component: cytoplasm. The coding region runs from base 1234 to 1572 and encodes 112 amino acids. The transcript has 3 exons. NCBI's taxonomy places the organism in Eukaryota, Metazoa, Chordata, Actinopteri, Siluriformes, Ariidae.